AUGCCGGUGUUCAAGGCGCCGUUUAACGGCUACUCAGUGAAAUUCAGUCCCUUCUACGAGUCACGCCUCGCCGUCGCCACCGCUCAGAACUUCGGGAUCCUCGGAAACGGCCGGAUCCAUGUGCUCGAUCUCUCCCCUGGAGCUCCCGGCGUCACCGAAACCGUCGCUUUCGAUACAUCCGACGCAGUAUACGACGUCUGCUGGUCGGAAUCUCACGACUCCGUACUCGUCGCCGCCAUCGGCGACGGCUCCGUGAAGAUAUACGACACAGCUCUCCCUCCGCCUUCAAACCCGAUUCGAUCCUUCCAGGAGCACGGGCGCGAGGUACACUCCGUCGAUUACAACCCCACGCGGCGGGAUUCAUUUCUCACGGCGUCGUGGGACGAUACGGUGAAGCUCUGGGCCAUGGAUCGUCCCGCGAGCAUCAGGACAUUCAAGGAGCACGCGUACUGCGUUUACCAGGCGAUCUGGAACCCGAAGCACGGCGAUGUGUUCGCAUCCGCUUCCGGUGACUGUACCCUGAGGAUCUGGGACGUGAGAGAGCCCGGAUCCACCAUGAUCAUCCCUGCUCACGAUUUCGAGAUACUCUCCUGUGACUGGAACAAGUACGACGACUGCAUUUUAGCCACUUCUUCCGUGGACAAGACGAUCAAGGUGUGGGACGUGAGGAGCUACAGAGUUCCUCUGGCUGUGCUCAAUGGCCAUGGAUAUGCGGUGAGGAAAGUGAAAUUCUCGCCGCACCGAAGGAAUUUGAUUGCUUCUUGCUCGUACGAUAUGACUGUAUGUCUCUGGGACUACAUGGUGGAGGAUGCUCUGGUGGGUCGUUAUGAUCAUCACACUGAGUUUGCUGUUGGGAUCGAUAUGAGUGUUCUUGUUGAAGGUUUAAUGGCGAGCACGGGUUGGGACGAGCUUGUUUACGUAUGGCAGCAAGGGAUGGAUCCGAGAGCGAGUUGA
Molecule: messenger RNA, 954 nt
Organism: Microthlaspi erraticum
Lineage: Eukaryota; Viridiplantae; Streptophyta; Magnoliopsida; Brassicales; Brassicaceae
Source: the annotation of a GenBank genome assembly